This is a messenger RNA of Cydia pomonella (codling moth), 8287 nucleotides long. RefSeq names its product oocyte zinc finger protein XlCOF6-like. Gene Ontology annotation, cellular component: nucleus. The record is from RefSeq and is a predicted model, not a curated record. Bases 98 to 2656 code for a protein of 852 amino acids. The transcript is spliced from 4 exons. Gene Ontology annotation, biological process: regulation of transcription by RNA polymerase II. Gene Ontology annotation, molecular function: DNA-binding transcription factor activity, RNA polymerase II-specific; RNA polymerase II cis-regulatory region sequence-specific DNA binding. NCBI's taxonomy places the organism in Eukaryota, Metazoa, Arthropoda, Insecta, Lepidoptera, Tortricidae.
UGAGGCACGGCACUGCUAUUCUAUUUGUUAUCUUAUUAAUCGCUGUUAAAAUUGUGUUUUAUCUAGUAAUUAUAAGAAUACGAGGUCGUUGUGCGAGAUGGACGCGAGCUCGAGCGGCGGCAUGGUGCGCGUGAAGCAGGAGCCCGAGCGGGCUACUUACCGCGCCCGUGUUAAGGAAGAAGCCGAAUUCAUGGAUGAAGAGGAGCGUGUGAAGGAGGAGUGCUCGGACAGCGACGACGGAUGCGGCGUGAGCGAGGCCGCCAUGCUGGCCGGCCUGUACGCCGAGCACGAGGUCAAGGACGAGCUCGUGCUGGGGCCGGAGCGCCCGCACCGCCCCACAGUCGGCCUGGUGGUGCGCCGUGUCGCGGACGGCGGGUUUGUUACGGGAGCGGGUUUUUUCGCUCGGGAUUGCUCUGUGCAACUCGAGCGCCUCUCGACCCACGCUACUCGAGGCCACCAGCCUAGAGGGACCGCCGGCUGCGAGACCACCACUCCACCCCAUACAGACUCUGAUAUUGAACAGCAAAUAUUUGUUAGACCUGAGAAAGAACAGACAUCACCCGCUUUUGCCUCCUCUGCGGUGUCGGGUGGGCCUGGCUCGUGCGCGGUCAGGCUGGAGCGCCUGCUGCCGGACGCGGCGCGGCGCAGCUGCCGGGUCGGGCGCCGCACGUACAAGCUGCGCGCCGCCGAGCCCGCCGCCGCCGCCAGCUAUCAGUGCCACCAUUGCGGCAGACGGUUCACGAACAAGUCGGUUUUAAAGAUACACGUACACACUCACUCGCCUUUACAUCAUUCAACCGUACGCGAUUAUGGUUUAGAACGACAUCACACGCUACACGGCGACAAAAAACAGUAUAAAAAGGCUCACGUGAUUAUACAGAUAGGUGAAAAGCCUUUCGGGUGUAAUCACUGUGGCUACAAGAGUAGUUCGAAAUUAAAUUUACAUGCUCACCUGAAGACUCACACUGACGAGAAGCCCUUUUGGUGUAGCCACUGUGGCUACAAGUUUAAAAAAAAAUCAAUUUUAAGUGCUCACCUGAAGACUCACACUGACGAGAAGCCUUUCAGUUGUAGCCACUGUGGCCACAAGAGUAAAAGAAAAGGAGAUUUACAGAUACACCUGAUAACUCACACAAACGCGAAGCCUUUCUGGUGUAGCCACUGUGGCUACAAGUGUAAAACAAAAGGAGAUUUACGGAAACACCUGAUUAUUCACACAGACGAGAAGCCUUUCAGAUGUAGCCAUUGUAGCCACGAGUGUAAAAGAAAAAAUGAGUUGCGGAGACACCUGAUGACUCACACAGACGAGAAGCCUUUCACUUGUAGCCACUGUGGCUUCAAGUGUAGAACAAAGGGAAAUUUACAGACUCACCUGGUAACUCACACAGAUGAGAAGCCUUUCAGGUGUAGCCACUGUGGCUACAAGUGUAAAAGAAAAGAAGAUUUACAGAAACACCUGAUAAUUCACACAGACGAGAAGCCUUUCAGGUGUAGCCACUGUGGCUACAAGUGUAAAAGCAAAGCAAUUUUACAGAAACACCUGAUAAGUCACACAGACGAGAAGCCUUUCAUGUGUAGCCACUGUGGCUACAAGUUUAAAAAAAAAUCAAUUUUAAGUGCUCACCUGAAGACUCACACUGACGAGAAGCCUUUCAGUUGUAGCCACUGUGGCCACAAGAGUAAAAGAAAAGGAGAUUUACAGAUACACCUGAUAACUCACACAAACGCGAAGCCUUUCUGGUGUAGCCACUGUGGCUACAAGUGUAAAACAAAAGGAGAUUUACGGAAACACCUGAUUAUUCACACAGACGAGAAGCCUUUCAGAUGUAGCCAUUGUAGCCACGAGUGUAAAAGAAAAAAUGAGUUGCGGAGACACCUGAUGACUCACACAGACGAGAAGCCUUUCACUUGUAGCCACUGUGGCUUCAAGUGUAGAACAAAGGGAAAUUUACAGACUCACCUGGUAACUCACACAGAUGAGAAGCCUUUCAGGUGUAGCCACUGUGGCUACAAGUGUAAAAGAAAAGAAGAUUUACAGAAACACCUGAUAAUUCACACAGACGAGAAGCCUUUCAGGUGUAGCCACUGUGGCUACAAGUGUAAAAGCAAAGCAAUUUUACAGAAACACCUGAUAAGUCACACAGACGAGAAGCCUUUCAUGUGUAGCCACUGUGGCUACAAGUGUAAAAGAAAAUCAGAUUUACAGAAACACCUGAUAACUCACACAGACGAAAAGCCUUUCAGGUGUAGCCACUGUAACUACAAGUUUAAAAAGAAAGAAAUUUUACGUGCUCAUUUGAUGACUCACACAGACGAAAAGCCUUUCAGUUGUAGCCACUGUGGCUACAAGUGUAGAAGAAAAGCAGAUUUACGGAUUCACCUGAAGACUUACACAGACGACAAGCCUUUCAGGUGUAGCCACUGUCACUACGGGUGCUACAAAAAAGGGGACUUGAGGAAUCACGAGAUGAAACACACUAGGGAGAAACCUUUCGGCUGUAAUAACUGUGACUACAAGAGCCAUAGCAAAACAUAUCUACGACGUCAUCAAAAGAUACACACGGGGGAAAAGCCCUUCCAGUGUAGUUAUUGCGAAUACACGUGCAGGAGAAAAGAUCAUUUAAGGUCUCACCAAAAGAUACACACUCGGAUAUAAAGAAAGGACGCUUAGCACGAGUAAUUUCGUACAGUGGUACACGAGUAAUUAUGUUGCUGUCGCGCCAAUGCGAGUGGGUUACGUUGGUCGUUAUAAUUAAUUCGAUGAAGGUUUAGUUAUUGCAUUGAAAUUACAGCAUAUUGUCAUGUUGGUUUUAUUUGGUCCUUUACGUUUUGAUUCUUUUUUUUACUAGACGCCGACCAAAGUUAUCCUCGUUUAUUUAUUUAUUUAAUCUUUAUUGCACAAAAGAAAACCUUAUAGUACAAAAGGCGCACUUAAUGCCAUGAGGCAUUCUCUACCAGUCAACCUUUAGGCAAAGCAGAGAGAUUGUGGGCGGUGCUACUUUAACAACAACAACCAAAUAUAAUACGAUAACAUACCAUACAUACAUACAUAAAUACCUAAAUAUACAUACUUAUAUUUCUUAUAAUAUAUACAUAAAUAACGACAAAACAUAUAGAGCUUACACAUAAAUUAUUAUUUUUUCAUUCUGCUAGCAAAGAAAGCACGUAAGGAUUUUUUAAAUGCAAACUUAUUUUGAGCAUUUUUGAUGCCGUAGGGAAGUCCGUUCCAAAGACGGGCCGCCUGCACGGAAAACGAAUUCGACAUGAACCCAGUGCGGUGAAGAGGGAUGGAUAGAGACAUAUUGCCGGAAGAGCGAAGUUGACGGUCCCGGGUAACGCCGUAGUAUUGAAAUAGAGACUUAAGGUAUUCAGGAGAAUGAGGAUCAUUUAACACAGAAGAAAGAGUACACAACAUGCGAACAUUGCGUCGUUGACGGAUGGGGAGCCAGCCAAGCUGGGAACGAAAAGAUGAGACAUGAUCAUAUUUACGAAGGCAAAAAAUGAAUCGAAUGCAGUUAUUGAGUAGCCGUUGGGUUAAUGUAACCCGACUUUACGGUACAGUCGAGUUCAUAAAUAUAUGGAUACAUUAAAUUAAAUUAUUGCAUUUUAAAUAACAACAGCUAACUUCUGAAAAUAAUUUGAUUCGUGCUGAGAUAUUACAACUUAAACAACACAAUUCUGCUACAGAAGAGAAAAUGCAACACCUAGAGAGUGACAUAAAUCAACUAAUGUAUGGAGCAUUAAGUGCUCCUGUUGAACCCCAAACUUUAAACAAACACUUAAUCCGCGAAAUACGUGAUCGCUCUGAACGUGAAAAGAACUUAAUUAUGUACGGUGUCACGGAAUCUACUGAUGAAGAGCAAGCAGUAAGACGAGAACACGACAAAAAUAGGGUUAUAGAAAUAAUUGGAGCUGCAAUUAAUAACUUACCAGAUCCGAUAGCUGUAAUAAGGCUAGGGAAACCGAGCACCGGAAAAAAUUGACCAAUUAAAGUAUGUUUUGCCUGUGCAGAAAUUGUUAAAAAAGUGUUAAGAAACAAAAGCAGAAUUGACAAAGAUGGAAUAAAAACAUUUUCCGACUUAACAGUGUCCCAACAGUCUUACUUAAAGAAAUUACGCGAAGAGCUACAGCAACGACAAGAUAAUGGUGAAACUAAUCUCACAAUAAAAUGUGUUAAAGGUACCCCAACAAUAAUAGAGAAAAGUUCUCCGCCAAAAAACUAAAACAUUUAGCGGCAAACGACAAAUUCCAUGCACAGACUGACUCUCACGCGGAGUUUCAGUUAUUAAACUCCUAUGAAGACCUAAACUUAAAUUCAAAUUCCUUGAAUUUCUUCUAUACCAAUAUUCGCAGCAUAGUUACACCUGGCAAGCUUGAAGAACUUAAGUGUAUAUUAAAAUCGACAGGCAAUAAAAUUCAUUUGAUUGUAUUGACAGAAACAUGGAUUAAAACUGAACAAGAGGCACUAUCUAUACAAAUACCAAAUUACACUCUUCAUUUUAACUAUCGCACAGAUGCAAGAGGAGGUGGAGUAACUAUUUUUGUACGAAAUGAUUUAAAACAUGACGUGAAAGAGAAAAAAUAUGCCGAUGGGAAUAACUACUUGUGGAUUCACUUAACUAAACCGGCUUUCGACAUUGGCGUUACAUAUAAACCAGGUGAUACAAACUUUAGUAAUUUCUUAGAGGACUUUGAACACCAGUUAUUACAAAGACAUCGAGCAAUUAUCUUUGGUGACUUUAACAUAAAUCUGUUAACACCAUUGGAUGCAAAAACGGAUAAAUAUACAACUAUGUUGCAAGAAGUCGGAUAUUAUACACUCAACCAAAUUGACGACAAAUAUUCAACACGAACAACGGCUACGACGAAAACUAUUCUAGACCACAUUCACACCAAUAUAAAGAAUAUCGACUUCAAUUUAUCUUUAUUGGAUUCCUCACUAUCUGAUCACGCACAAAUGUUCCUAAAAAUACUGAAACAGAAACCUAAAACAAUCCAGCGCACACAGUUUAAGACUCUUGAUUAUAAAAAUUUGAAUAAAUCAGCAGAGACAUGUGACUUCCAAUCUGCUGCGCGGGAUUAUUUAGAGCUGAAGACGAUGAUAAAAAACAUAAUUGUUAAUAAUACAAUACAGAAGACAAAAAUUUUAAAUGCUCCUCGUAGCGACUGGAUAAACAAAAAUAUAAUCACUGACAUAAACAAAAGAAAUAACCUAUGGCGACUAGCGAAGAAUAAUCCAAGAAAUGAAGAACUACAGGAAAAACUUAGGCAGAAAAGGAACGAAGUAACUCAGCUUAUAACUAAAACAAAGGACAAAUAUUACUACGAACUGUUUACCAAAUGCAAAAAUAACCCUAAGAAAACCUGGAACUUGAUAAACGAGUUGUCCCAAAAUAAAAUAAAAUGUAACCGUGCUCCUCCAAACAUCAUGACACAGUCUGGGCUAAUUACUGAUGGCCAUGAGGUAUGCGAAUAUUUUAAUAAUUUCUUUGCAAAUAUAGGGUCACUAUUAGCAAAUCAAAUACCAGCUCAAUAUCAUAACAACAAAACUUAUACACUUACCCACACUCCUAAAUUCACUAAUAAACUACAGAGCUUUCCCCCAUGUUCUGAAAGCGAAAUUUCUACAAUAAUAGAUAAUUUGGAUCCUAACACUAGUGUUGGUAUUGAUUCUGUCAGUACAAAAGCAUUAAAAUGUUUGAAAUACCAUAUUCUCAAAAGUCUUACCAUCUGUAUUAAUAAUCAUCUAUCAAAUGGCACCUUUCCAGACGAUCUUAAGGUUGCAAAAGUUAGUCCAAUUUAUAAAUCUGGCGUCAAAACUGAUCCUAGUAAUUAUCGGCCCAUUUCAGUUUUGCCAGUAAUUUCGAAGGUAUUCGAGAAAGUCAUAUAUACUAGACUUAAUAACUAUUUGACUGAAAUGAAUUUCUUGUUCGUGCGACAAUAUGGCUUUCGUAAACAAUCUAGUACUCUUUCGGCGACAAUUGAUUUAGUAACUAAAAUUAAAUCCAAUAUUGACGCCAGGAACAUUGGCCUUGGAAUAUUUAUAGAUCUAAAAAAGGCAUUCGACACCGUCAGCCACUCUAUACUACUAAGCAAACUAGAGGAUAUUGGAAUUACUGGCAAGGCUCAUGAAUUGAUUAAAUCGUAUCUUACAAAUCGGCAUCAAAUAGUCAAGAUAGGAAGCUACCAAAGCACAUCACAACUCUUAAAUUACGGUGUUCCACAGGGAUCUAUACUGGGACCAUUAUUGUAUCUGAUUUACGUUAACAAUAUCAGUGAACUUAAACUACACGGUGACAUUUCGUUGUACGCUGACGACACAUGCAUUUUCUACUUCGGUCAUUCGCUGGAAAAAAAUUUAGCACUCGGUCAAGAAGACCUUGAUAAUAUACACAGAUGGUUUCAGUGCAAUUUACUUACAGUUAAUAUAUCUAAAACUUCUUAUAUAAUCUUUAAAUCCAAAAAUAAGAAAAUUAAUAACCAUGUAGGCUUAAGCAUAAAUAAUACAAAAUUAAAACAUUCUUCUGAAGAAAAAUAUCUGGGAUUGAUUUUGGAUAGUAAUCUCACAUGGAAACCUCACAUUACCAAAAUUCGAUCUAAACUGUCAUCUCUCCUAGGAACACUUCGUGGUAUUGUGAAAUGCCUUCCGCGCCAAAUUAGGUAUAAUAUUUAUAAUUCACUUGUCAAAUCUCAUCUAGAUCAUUUAAUCGAAAUAUGGGGACACGCUGCGAAAACUACUCUAAAAGAUCUUCAAGUGAUACAAAAUAAGAUUAUCAAGGUACUUUUCCACUACGAUUUCCUUACACCUACUAAAAAGUAUAUACAGAAACUAAGAUCCUAUCUCUUAACCAAAUAUAUAACUUUAAUACAUGUAUGUUAAUAAGAAAGAUAAUUAAAAAACAGAUACACUGUGAAACAGUUUUUUUCACUAACAGAGAAAAAGGACGGUGUAGACUGCGCAACGCGGACCAUCUAGUGGUACAGUUUCCCCGCACAAAAAAAUUUGGCACCAUAAAUAUAAAAUUUGAAGGGGCACGGAUAUAUAAUAAGAUACCAAAACAUGUAAAAGAAUCUAACACAAUGAGCAUUUUUAAAACGAAUCUAAAAACUUAUAUUGUAAAUAACAUCCCUAUAAUCCAAACCUAAAUGCGGCCCUGGCCAGUUACCGCUGACCACUACUUAGUGCAGUUGUGCGGCGGUGCGUAUUUAAACUUACUUCUACCCACUAUACUGCCACUUAACACAAUUGUUAUUAUUAUGUUAUUGUUACCUAACUUAAGACUUAAAUAUACUUAGAGUAAUAAAAUUAAUUUUGUAAAUUUGUAAAUACAACCAAAUUGUCGCUCACGGGCGCAAACUAACAAAUUAGCAUAGAAUUCAUUAGUGCAUGUAUGUAUCUCAUUAAGUGAAAUGUACAUUUCUUUUGAGAUCAAUAAAAAAUUCUUUAACCACAAAUAAUGACAUUCCAAAUUGAGGGCCGACAUUUAAUGAUGUAAUGAUUUGACAAUACUUUAAAUUAAUUACUUAAUUAUUUUUAAUAGAGUAAGUUAAUCAUUAUUUUUUAAUUAUAUUAUGUAAUUAGCAAUGUAUUGCACUGUAUGUAUGGGUCUUGUUAUCCCAAAUAAAUGACUUUAUUAUAUUAUAAAUAUGUAUAAAAUUUUUCACCUUAUUGCAAUAGAUUGAGAAUAGCAGUCACUUUCGGAAGGUGAGAUAGCAGUCACUUUCGUAAAAACUAGUGCCUACGCCAAAUCUUGGGAUUAGUUGUCAAGCGGACCCCAGGCUCCCAUGAGCCGUGGCAAAAUGCCGGGACAACGCUAGGAAGAAGAUUGCAAUAGAUUAAGGUGAAGAAAUGUUUACAUAUUUAUGAGCUCGACUGUAAUUUAUACCUCAUUUAUCGAGACGAGCUAGCAAUGCGCCCUCACUUUUGUAUCCAAAUGAAAGGGACAAGAAGGUGGGUGUAUACAUUUGCACCUGAAUGGUAGGAUAGGCUUACAUGCCGGCGGCGACGUGCGGUUUUAUAUUAAUGUUCGUUAUGAAGAUAAGAAAAUAUAAUAUUAAGAUUGCAUCUGUAUGAUGACACCAGCUGGUAAAGGCUCUUUUGACUGUUUAUGUUACUUGCAUGCAAGAACUUAAUGUAUUAUGAUUUGAUUAUUUUUAUUGUUAAUUACGUGUUAGAUAUAAGUAGCAAAUUGCUUUGCCCUAUCCGGGUUCAUGUACCAUAGUAAUAAGUCCUAGACAUAAUGCAUUGUACAUGAAUGCAAUAAACAAAUAAAACUGAAAUCAGAAA